GUCGAGUCGAGUCGAGCCGCGCCGAGCGGAACCGAGCGGUGCCGAGCACCGGGGUCGUGCCAGCCGAAGGCUCCGACGCGCGCGAGUAGCACCACACCGUCGGAGCGUUUGUGUGCGUGCGCGCGCGUUGUGUACUCGCUCGAUCCUCUUCUCGCGCUCCGCUCUCUCCGCCGUCGUUAUCGCCGCGUAGUCCUCGUCGUCGCGAUCCUCGGCCGACAUCGUCGGUUCGCUCCUCUCGCGCGUGUACGCCGAGCGUCCCUUCGGCUGGCCCGCGCGCGUGUAUGGACGACACGCGCGCACGAGCCGACGAGGAUAUAGCCCUGGAUUCGUCCCGCUUACGCUCCUCUGCUCGGCUCGGCUUCGCGAGCACCGCCGUCACUGCCGCCGCCGCUGUCACCACCACCACCACCACCGCCGCUACCUCCUCCUCUACGACCACCGCCACCUGCCGCGUCGCGAGACGCAAGAGGAAGAAGAGAAGGCGUCAGCGGCUCGGUACGAGCAACGACGACGCGACCGGCGUCGCCGUCGCCGCCUCCCGCAGCAACGCCGAUACGCCGAGUAAUAACGAGACCGCAACCGUCGUCGUCCUCGACGCUGACGCCACCGCCGCCGCAGCAGCCAACGCGGGGACAGCGGACUCGGCGCGGGUCGAUAAACCGAGGAGCCGCCUCCUCGUCGAGCAGCACACGGCCAGCGGGGAAGUCCAGCUACGCGUCGGAGGAAGCGGCGCGCGUGCGGCCGCCUCCUCCGUCGGCACCGCCGGCGUCACGCUUCUCAACCGACGCGCCGGCAAACGCUCGCCACGGCGAUGCAACGUCGCCGGCGGCCGUAGUAGGAGCGCGACGACGAUGGACCUGCAGAGGCUGAUAAACGAGGUGCACGCGAGACCGGCGAUCUGGGACCAGAAGAACGUCAACUACCACAACCGCGAUGUCAUAUUGAAGAUGUGGCGGGAGAUCGCGAGGGCCUGCGAGGUGUCGACGGACGUCGCCAAAUCCAAGUGGAAGCACCUGCGCGACAACUUCCGGAACGAGCUGAAGAAGACGUACCGGGGCAAAUGCGACGGCGGCGGCGGCACCGAGCACGAUUCCAAGUGGGUCUGGUUCAAGAGCCUGUUCUUCCUGCGGGACCAAAUGAAUUCGAGGGUGAUCGGCUGCGCCAUGUCGCAGAACUGCGUGGGCGCGACGAUCAGCAUGCGCUCGUCGCCGGACGGCACGCAGAUCGAGCCGCAGAUCGACAUUCUCGAAGGCCACGAGGAGACGCAGUUCGACGACCUGGACGGCGACUCCUGCCAGUCGCUGCUGUCCAACGACGACGGCCUGCACCAGGUGAUGCCGCCGCCGAAGAUGAACAAAAUGAUCGGCCGGAAACGCGCCCUCAUGGACGCGAUCGACAACGACUACGCGAUCGAAGUGGAGCGGAAGCGGUACGAGUCCUUGCAGAAGAGGCUGGCAAUAGGGCCCGAGGACGAGGACGACACCUACCACUUCCUCAUGAGCGUGAGGAAUCCCCUCAGGAGUCUACCGCUCGACAGGCAGAUGUUUGUCCGGCUUAAGAUCCAAGAGUUGGUCUACAACGAAAUCAACUCGCAGAACCAGCAGACGGGCCGUGUCUACGACGUGUCCUCGCAGGGCCAGGACGUGAAGCCGCCGCGGACCGGCAACGGCGGCAACGGUGUCGGCGGCGACGUUGUCAGCGACAUGUCGAAUCCGGCGUCGUUGCUGCAGAACUGUACGCCCGAGGGCUCCAGCGACGACGCUUUUUUCGGCUGAGAAAGGCUCGUCGUCGCUCAAUUCGCGAGCGUGCUUAGCCGUAAGGAUUAUAAUUUUAUUAAUAGAGAAUAAACGAUGGUAUUUUUUCAGUAA
Molecule: messenger RNA, 1868 nt
Organism: Dinoponera quadriceps
Lineage: Eukaryota; Metazoa; Arthropoda; Insecta; Hymenoptera; Formicidae
Exons: 2
Coding region: 282-1775 (497 amino acids)
Biological process (GO): regulation of transcription by RNA polymerase II
Cellular component (GO): nucleus; transcription regulator complex
Molecular function (GO): DNA binding
Source: RefSeq, a predicted model, not a curated record